UCGGAGCGCUCCGUGCCUUUUUACGCAGCGCAAGUCUGCGCGGAUCUUCACUCUUCUUUACUUGUGCUGCAGCCGGAGGAGAUCCCCUGUCUUAUUCCUUUGGAUUGCACGUGUUUUCUGUGGAAUUUGCGCUUUUGCUCUUGGACCUGUGACUCUGUGCAUAAAGGAAUGUCUUUGUUGCUGUUUUUUUUUACGCACUUUAAGUUUUCUCUCGGUCUGCGCUCUCUUUUCCCCGGGGUGUAAAUUGUGAGAAGCAGCAAACUGGUCGCACCAAAAGCCACAAAAACGGUUUUAUUUUGAACAAGCGGUGGAGGAGAGGUGCGGGGGUCACGCUGCUGUGUUUUUCGUGGCAAAAUAAAAAAAUCUCUGGCGCUGCGCGUUGUGUGACAAAACCUGCAAUGAGGAACGCACAUUUUAAAACCCGCAACACCCCCCGCACGGAGCUUCCAGCCGUGGCUUCGCUCGGACGCACUUUGUAAGAAGGAAGAUCUGCGUGCACUGCAAGUGUCGUCGUGAGGAGCAUGCAGUGACAGUCAUGCCUGUUGAGAUGGAGAAGACGGUCACCAAGCUGAUGUACGACUUCCAGAGGAACUCGACUUCAGACGACGACUCGGGCUGCGCGCUGGAGGAGUACGCCUGGGUACCGCCGGGACUCAAGCCUGAACAGGUGCAUCAGUACUACAGCUCCCUGCCCGAGGACAAGGUGCCCUAUGUGAACAGCCCGGGAGAGAAAUACCGCAUCAAACAGCUGCUCCAUCAGCUCCCGCCCCACGACAAUGAGGUGCGGUACUGCAACAGCUUGGAUGAUGAGGAGAAACGGGAGCUGAAGCUUUUCAGCAACCAGCGGAAACGGGAGAACCUGGGCCGCGGGAACGUCCGCCCAUUCCCGGUGACCAUGACGGGAGCGAUCUGCGAACAGUGUGGAGGACAGAUAAAUGGCGGCGACAUCGCCGUGUUUGCGUCGCGGGCGGGGCACGGCGUGUGCUGGCACCCAGCCUGCUUUGUGUGCAACAUGUGCAGCGAGCUCCUGGUGGACCUGAUCUACUUCCACCAGGAUGGGAAGAUCUACUGCGGGCGGCACCAUGCCGAGAGGCUGAAGCCGCGCUGCACGGCCUGCGACGAGAUCAUCUUUGCGGAUGAGUGCACCGAGGCCGAGGGCCGCCACUGGCACAUGAAGCACUUCUGCUGUUUUGAGUGCGAGACGGUGCUGGGGGGCCAGCGCUACAUCAUGAAGGAGGGACGGCCCUACUGCUGCUCCUGCUUCGAGUCCCUUUACGCGGAAUACUGUGAUUCCUGCGGGGAACACAUCGGCAUUGAUCAAGGCCAGAUGACGUACGACGGACAGCACUGGCACGCCACGGAGGGCUGCUUCUGCUGUGCCCGCUGCAAACGCUCGCUGCUGGGCCGGCCUUUCCUCCCCAAGCAGGGUCAGAUCUUCUGCUCGCGCUCCUGCAGUCUGGGGGAAGAGCCCAACGGCUCCGACUCCUCUGAUUCAGCUUUCCAAAGUGCUCGCUCCACCAGGGAAUCCAGACGGAGCUCAAAGACAGGGAAGAGUGGAGGAGGGGGCGGUGUGCAGACUGAAAGAUUUUCUGGGGAGGUGGACCCACUUUCUCUACAAAUGGACCUUCUGAGUCUCUCCAGCCAAACACCCAGUUUGACCCGUGAGCCUCCUUCCUGGCAGAGCCAGGAGGACGAAGGUGGCACUUACAGCUAUGAACCCAAGACGAAUCCAAUCGCCAACCCCACUCCUCUGCAGCUGCUCAGCCAGUGCAAUGUCAGGAGUGCCUAUAAUCCUGGACAGAAUAACCAACCGCAGGAUCACAGGAUCAAGGAGAACGGAGGUUUGAAGAGACCGCCCAUCUCGGCCAUGAAAGGCCAGUCUCUGAACGAGGCGUGGUUCCAACAGCCAGCUCCGGGGGAAUACUAUCCACCCAAACUGAGGACCCAGAAGAGCUUCACUGAGGUGACCCACUGCUCUCAGCACCGCAACGGCUUCUCUUCAGACAAGCGCUCGAUAAGUUUGCACGGCUUUCAGAGGGACAGAGAUGCCGGCCCGUCAACGACCAGUCAAGUGGCAAGAAGCAGGAACCCCAUCAAUGCACUUAGCUUCACCGAGCAACUGACUCCACUUGAGCAAACCCCAAGAGGAUCCAUGGAGUCCUUGGCUCUGUCCAAUGCUACAGGCAACUCAGCGGAUGGCGGAGGAAAGCGCCAGGAGCAUCUUUCUCGUUUUUCAAUGCCGGACCUGAGUAAAGACUCUGGAAUGAAUGUGUCGGAGAAAAGCAACAUGGGCACUCUCAACUCUUCAGGGCAGUUUCGAAGCUCUGAGUCCAUUCAUAGUCUCAAUGCUAAUCAGGCCUACAUGGAAAUGAUCCCGUCCAGGUCCUCUCAGUACCAGGUCCAGUUUUGUGACCCUCCUGGCAGGGCUGUCGGUAUGGGCAUGAAUCAUUUACCGCCUGGCUUCACCUUCCAGGAGGAGGACAGGAUUAGUUUGGUUAGUAGCGCCAAUGCUGCGCGCCUGCCACCCAUUAACGAACGCAGGAUUGGUGGCGUUAUGGGUGGAGCUGGAGUUGGUGGAAGAGGUUCGACCGUCCGCAUAGAUGCUCCAGAAGACACCCCGCAAAGGCGUCGGCACCACCAUCACCGAUCCCGCAGAUCUCGUCGUUCUCGUUCGGAAAACGCCCUAAAUCUGGUGGCGGACCGCAGGGCAAGGCCACAAGAAAGGCCACAGAUGCGUGUCCAAGAGGAUUACGACCGUUUCCCUCCGCCAAGGAGCGCCAGGGACCAGCUGGGAGGUGGAGUGGGAAGAUACCAGCCCCCUCUCUUCAGGCAGUGCCCCAGGACCACCUCAGACUUGACUUUACAGAACCCAGGGGCCAGCAGACGCACCGGCUUGUCCCAGUACUCCUGGGACGACUACUAUGACGACGAUGACUGGUGCUCCACUUGCUCUUCAUCCUCCGAAUCAGAGGACGAAGGCUACUUCCUGGGCGAGCCGAUCCCCAGGCCAAUACAGUUGCGCUACCUCAGCAACCAGGAAUUGGUUCAUAAGUACAACAACGCAGGGAUGGGAGGGUCCAGUCGGAGCGGGCAGCUGCACACCCGCAAACGCCGAAAAAGCAAGAACUGCAUCAUCUCUUAACAUUCUGACAUUUGGUCGUCCAAAUGACCGUUUGUUCAGCUCGUGUACACAAACACCCUCCAUCUGGAACCAGACACCAAAACAACCAGUCAAUUUAUUCAGUGUUUAGUGUUGAUUAACAUGUAAUUGAGAGUCGGUGAUGAAUUACAGUCGGUAAACAGUGGAAACACAACAAUGUUUGCAUGUUUGUUCAUUUUAAUGUUUCAGAUUAUCUCCAGAGUAUUACGGCUAUCGGACGCAUCACAAUGUUUAUCUAAAAACUGAUGUGCAAUCAAUUUCAAUAGUAACUCCAUUUCAAUGCAGCCAACAAACAGUUAAGGUACAGUUUAGCUUUUUCAUGCAACGUAAUUGAGUCAUAGGAUGUACUGUACAAUUGAAUUCAGCUCAUAGUGUGUAUAUAGAUAAAUGAAUUAAUAAACUCACUUAAGUUAAGGAAGUCUGUGUAAAUAUGGUUGUAAAUGAGGCCUCACAUAUUUUUAUAUUUUCUAUGGAUAGAAUCAUUUAUGUAUUGGAUAUCUAUAAUGUAGAGAUAGAACACCACAGAAACAACUUAUGCAUGUGUUAUUUGGCUGACCUGGUCCUGCAUUUGGAAUAAAGGAGUAUUUCAGUGA
Messenger RNA from Salarias fasciatus (jewelled blenny), 3753 nucleotides. RefSeq names its product prickle homolog 2b (gene prickle2b). The transcript has 8 exons. The coding region runs from base 536 to 3142 and encodes 868 amino acids. NCBI's taxonomy places the organism in Eukaryota, Metazoa, Chordata, Actinopteri, Blenniiformes, Blenniidae. The record is from RefSeq and is a predicted model, not a curated record. Gene Ontology annotation, molecular function: zinc ion binding.